AUGAGUUACUUUGAUAAUGUACCCAAAUCAAAAACUGGUCUUCUUAAUAUAAAAGUUGUUGAUUGGGGUUUCAUUAAGGAUUUAGAUGUAGAAGAGCUUAGGAAUACUAGAGAUCGAUCUGAUUUAAAAGCUAUCAUCAAAGAUUUUUUAAAAUCUGAUUCAUUAUUUGUAGAUCCUAACUUUGUAGAAGCAAAUUUAGUAUUUAAAUACUUCCAAUUGCUUCAAAUAGCUGUCAAAGAGCUCACCAAAGAGAACAAUCAACUUAGAGAAAUAGUGCAAGUACAAAAAGAACAGUUAUAUAGUGCCAAAGAUCAACUUAUUCAUUCUCGUGUAAAGCCUACAAAAACACCAGAUGUAACGGUAAUUUAUCAAUGCCCUUAUUGCUUCAAACAAUUCAAAUCAAAGGAAUAUCUUGAACUUCACAAGCUAAGGAGACACAACACAUCUACUACUAGUAAAAAGAUUGAAAAAACAAAUCCGAUUUCAAAACCUACUGUUGAUAUCAAUAAAAUUGUUGAAUCAAUGGGUCAUACGCUUGAACAGAGACAAAAGCAACAAAAAGAAGUAUUUGAAAAACGAUUCUCGGAUUUUGAAAAUAAAAUCAAAGAAAAACUUGAAACAGACAGAAGAACAUUUAUCGCAGACAAGUUUCCUGGCAACCGUAAAGCUGCUGAUUCAGUAUUUGGAAAUACAUUAACUACAAGUCAUGUUCCACUCAUUUUAUCUCUUAGUGAUGACGAUGAUGAUGAAUACCUGAGUAGUAUUAACAUAAAAGAAUCUCAUGAAUACUCUUCAGAUAGUUUCUAA
Messenger RNA from Trichomonas vaginalis G3, 807 nucleotides. Its product is annotated as zinc finger, C2H2-type family protein. Gene Ontology annotation, cellular component: cytoplasm. Bases 1 to 807 code for a protein of 268 amino acids. The record is from RefSeq and is a predicted model, not a curated record. Lineage: Eukaryota; Parabasalia; Trichomonadida; Trichomonadidae. The transcript has a single exon.